Molecule: messenger RNA, 3536 nt
Organism: Carassius gibelio (silver crucian carp)
Lineage: Eukaryota; Metazoa; Chordata; Actinopteri; Cypriniformes; Cyprinidae
Product: anthrax toxin receptor 1
Exons: 18
Coding region: 448-2133 (561 amino acids)
Cellular component (GO): membrane
Molecular function (GO): signaling receptor activity
Source: RefSeq, a predicted model, not a curated record
AAUAUGACACCAGCUCCUCUUUUGCCAACUCUGAGCCUGAGCUCUUUUCUCAAACGAUUCCGUCUUUGCUUUGCACAUUAACAUCAAAUAUCAAGCUGUUAAAAUAAUACAUCUGGCCUUUUAACACGUGGAUUUCGUGCAGUCACACAGAAUUCCCCAAAACAGCAAACCGGCUUGUGUUUAAUAUAGAAAGAAAAGAUUGAGACCCGUUUUUUUUUUUUUUUUUUUUUUUGGUGCUUUCUGUGCAGUACACAUUGGGAAUAACGUGUUUACGUCGUAUCUCAAGUUUGGAGUUACAGUUUUCAGACUGAUGUGAGUAAGGACUGCGUCAACAUCCGCGAAACUCUUCUUCUUUGUGUGCAUCCUUCCCUCAGGAUCUUUUUUUCUGUGGAUAAUGUGAAUGGCCGUCUGCUUUGUUGAGGAUUGACGUUUUUGCAAUAAGAAACGAUGGCACGUUUAGUAGUAAAAAUGUGUCUUUGCGCACUUUUCUUUGGACUUUUGUUGUUCAUGCUUCCAUCUGCACGAGCCGAAGAUGAUGUGGAGGAGGAGAGAUCAUGUCAGGGAGCCUUUGACUUGUAUUUUGUCCUGGACAAGUCAGGAAGUGUCAAACACCACUGGCAUGAAAUCUACAAUUUUGUCGAACAUUUGGCUGAGAAAUUCACCAGCCCUAUGCUGCGUAUGUCCUUCAUCGUGUUCUCAACCGGUGGAAACACAAUCAUGAGACUCACGGAAAACAGGGAGAACAUAAGAAAAGGCCUGAAUGCUCUGAGACGAGAGAUCCCAGGUGGAGAUACAUUUAUGCAUCUCGGUCUAGUUAAGGCGAAUGAGCAAAUACACCAGGAAAACUUUGGAACUGCAAGUGUCAUAAUUGCAUUGACAGACGGUGAGCUUCAAGAACAUCAGCUGAUAGCAGCUCAACAAGAGGCAGCACGAGCUCGGGCAUUGGGUGCAAUCGUGUAUUGUGUUGGAGUUAAGGACUUCAAUGAAACACAGCUGGCCACCAUAGCGGACACCAGUAAACACGUGUUUCCCGUCCUGGGAGGAUUCCAGGCGCUGAGAGGAAUGAUUGACUCGAUCAUCAAAAAAUCAUGCAUCGAGAUAUUGGCAGCGGAGCCAUCCAGCGUAUGUGCAGGAGAGUCGUUUCAAGUGGUGGUGAGAGGCAAUGGGUUUCGACACGCCAGAAACAUAGACCAGGUCCUGUGCAGCUUCAAAAUCAACGACACGCUCACGCUCAACGAGAAGCCUGCGAGCGUCGAGGACACGUUCCUGCUGUGUCCUGCUCCUGUUAUAGAUGAAGUUGGAAAGGUGGUGUACCUGCAAGUCAGCAUGAACGAGGGUCUGUCGUUUAUCACCAGCUCCGUUCACAUCACCACAACCGAGUGUUUCGACGGCACCAUCCUCCUGAUCACCCUGCUGGUGCUGUUUCUGUUGUUAGGUCUGCUCUUCAUGUGGUGGUUCUGGCCGCUCUGCUGCACCGUAGUGAUCAAGGAACCUCCACCUCCUCCACCUCCAGAGCCAGAGUCAGAUGAUGAGGAUGGGAUGCCAAAGAAGAAAUGGCCCACAGUGGACGCGUCGUAUUACGGCGGUCGAGGGGUCGGAGGAAUUAAACGAAUGGAGGUUCGCUGGGGAGGCAAGGGCUCUACAGAGGAGGGAGCAAAGCUGGAAAAACCCAAAAACGCUGUCAUAAAGAUGCCCGAGCAGGAGUUCGAACCCUUUGAACCCAAGCCCAAAAAAGCAAACAGGAAGCCAGUUCAAGACAGGAAGUGGUAUUCUCCCAUCAGGGGUAAAAUCGAUGCGAUCCUUGCUCUUUUCCGACGUGGAUAUGAUCAAGUUUCACUUAUGAGGCCCCAGCCGGGAGAUCAUGGUCGAUGUAUCAACUUUACACGAGUCAAAGAGGAGGCGGCGGCAGCAGCAGCGGCAGCCAAAGCUCCUCCACGAGCUCAAAGUCCACCUCCACCUCCACCAGACUACCAGACCGAUCCCAGCCCCAUCAGCUCCCCUCCAAACAGCCCGCCUCCGAGAGGACCGCCACUGCCCCAGCCUCCGCCGGGACCCCCGCCCGCCCGCGUCCCCCCAGGACCGCCCUGUCCCCCUCCGUCACGCGCCCCGCCAAGCCUCGCCAGCAGACCAUGAGAAACACAUCCAGCCUCCACCUCCAGUGCAAUUCAUCCUCACAGCCAAACUAAAUGCUCCUCUCUCCAAAAAACGCCCGGUAUUAUCAGUCAGGUUUGAUUAGGAUGUGGUGUGUAGUUUGUUGCUGGACAGCAAAAAAAAAAAGUAAGAAAAGCAAACUGUCGUGACAAAAAUUCAACUACUGAGUUUUCCAUACGCAGAUCAAGAGAGACCGUUUUCAGCUUUCUGCUCUUUUUUUUUUCUUGAGGCUGGACAGAUUAUUCCCGUUGCGUUCAUCAUGUACAGAGUAUUUUAAAGCACAUAUGAAUCCUAUGAGCUUUUGAUAUCAUGCCAAAAUGUCCAAAGUAACCAGUAUUAGAUGCUAUGUUAUAUUGUAAGUGCCUCUCUAAUAUUUAGAUUUUUUUGUAUUUUUUUUAUUCAGUGUUGAGUUGCAGAUUUUCCAACAGUUGUUGAGUUGCAGGUCCUCUCAGGUGAGUCUCUGAUCCUGUUCAAAAGAUCGAGUCGAUGCGACUGAAGGGGAAUAUCAUCGCACUGCUAAAUGUUGGAUGAGUGCAAGUGUUGAAUGCGUAAAGGCUGGGUUGGAUCGUUUCUUUUACUGUAGAUGCACGAUUAAUGUCUUAGUAUGUCACAAGGUCCUUCGUUUAGGUUCAGCUGAUGUGCAGGAAUUGGUUGCUGGAAAUUUGACAGAUUCUCGAAGGUGCAACAGAGGGAUUCAAGAAUGGGUUCAAUGGCUUUAUCUGCACUGAAAAAAAAUGGGAACCUAAAAAUUGACAUUUAAUGGUUUUGUUCAAAUCAUAAAAUAGAAUUUAGCAUUACUGAAUCAACCUAAAUUCAUGCAUUUAUAUCAACAAAACCUAUUGGUAUGGGUUAAAUCUGGUAAAAAUGGCCCUUUAAGGUAACAAUUGCAGGUUACCACUUUUUACAGUGUGCAUGGGUGAAUGUCAUGAAAACAUCUCACAUUUCACAAUAAAAUCGAAAGAAAUAAUAAAAAUAAAUAUUCCGUUUAGCACACUUAAACCCCAAAUUCUCAUUACUGUAAUGUAAAGCGUCAAGAUUGUUUUUUUUUUUAUUAUUAUUAUUAUUUUUAUUAGAUUAUCAGUAUAGUAAUACACUUCUCUAAAUUGCAUCAUGAUAUUUUAUUGUCAGCGUUUCGUAAUAAUGUUUGAGUAGUGUGUGUGAUUUAUUUUUAUUUUAUUCUUUUUAGUUUAUAUUUGACUUUUAUCCAACACCUAAAAAUGAUUGGAGUGUGUAAAACAAUAAUAAAUGUAAGAAAUAUGCAUGCAAAUAUUGUUGACACUCAAGAAACAAUAAAAAAGAUAACUGCAAUUCUUUAUCGCAAAACAUUUCAAUUGCAGAUUUGCAUCUCGCCAUUCAGACUUUUGUUUUCUCCGAAUUAUUUUUUU